Messenger RNA from Angiostrongylus costaricensis, 1626 nucleotides. NCBI's taxonomy places the organism in Eukaryota, Metazoa, Nematoda, Chromadorea, Rhabditida, Metastrongylidae. The record is from the annotation of a GenBank genome assembly.
AUGCCUUCUCUAAUCUUUGUCGCUGGCUUCGUUGGCUUGCUGGUAACUGAAGUCCUUACAGAUGAUGACCCAACACGACCGGUUGUCAUCCGAUUGCAACCUAUGUCCACAAAACCCAGGUUUCUUUCCGAGCAAUCGUUCCCAUCACCUCCUGCUGCUCAGCAACCGGUGUUUCAACACACGGCACCACCAGGCAGUCAACAGUUCGUUCCCCGAACUGGUGCCAGUGUCCCACCUCCACCACCAGUCACUAUUCCUCCCGAUGUUCAAAAUCAGCUCAUAAAAUUCUUUGGUCUCGACUCGUUUGGAAUUCCAGGUCUUACUGGAAAUCAUCCUAACGGCUUUGCAGGAGCCGUGCAGGAACUCCGCGCUGCAGGAAUUCCCGUGCAAGGUCUUCUACCAGAGCAUCUUAGUGGAAACGCUGUGGCGCAUGCUGCGCCGACUCAAGGAGAUGUGCUUGCUCAGGCAAAUCCGAAAUUUCAAGAUCAGCUCACACAGCUUGUGAAUGAAGCUCGCAACUCUGGUCCUUAUGAAGGUAAUGGAGGUCAAGUUCCACUUCCCGCCGACAAACCUGGUGAAAAUGGGCUAAUUGGAUUACUUUCGAACUCAAUCCGAAAGCUUGUCAAAGAAACCGGAGUGUCAGACGCUCUCUCUCAAUCGCUGCCAUCUUUGUUAGGCAAUCCACAUUCGUCGGGGGGACCACAUCACAGUGGAGUCUCAUCGUCUUCUUCUAUAGACGCUCCUGCCGUCUCACAUUCGGUAGACGAGAAUGCCAUCACAAAUCACGUUCACGGUGCGGACAUUCGUCGUCAACCUUCGACUGCUCAGCGCGCGCUAUCCGGAAUCUCGUCCUUUCUUGGAGGAGGCGGUGGGAACAGUCCUACUCACGCUGGUCUACCAAGAAUUCCAGGAAUUCCCCUUUUACCUGGAGGAAUUCCACGAAAUGCACAAGGUCAAAUUGAUGUGGUUAAUUUAAUUGGAUCAAUAACUCGUCGUCUUUCUAAUGGAACAACUUUGGCCGAUAUGCUACCUCCUGAGCAAUUACAAACUCUUGCUGAUAACGUUACUGAUGCUCUAUUGCCUGAUACUCCCAGUGAUUUCGAUCUCAGCAAGUUCAUGGGCAGAUGGUUCGAAGGAAUUAACUCACCUCGUGCUACUGAGCAACGAUGCGUUGUACAUCACUAUGGUGGAUUAACUAAGAAUGAAAAGACAGCUACGUUCACUGCCCUGAAGAUCUAUAGAGAAGGAUCAGAGUUCGGACCAGUGAGGUACUCCAUCGGGUAUGCGUUCCGUGGUGGAAACAAAGAUGCAAUGCUGCAAUUGCAUACUAGUGAAAGUAGUGAUGCUCAGCCGUUUUGGGUAUACAAGCUCGGCCCCGACGGCAAAGAUCCGUUCGGUAAUCCACAAUAUGAGUACGCUAUCGUUUCUAACUGGGUACGCUAUCCAGUAACGGUGCUGGUUCGAGAUCCGGAUACUUUCAAAACUAAGUAUCAAACUGAGGUUCUGCGUUGGUUGGAGGACCAAGGUUUCAUCAACGGCUUCAUUCGAGCCUUCAAUCUUUUGCAACCGUCAGGAUACUCGAGUUGUCAAUAUGCUGACAGCACAUUCGAAGUGUUCGGAAAGUAG